CGGGGACCCGGCGCUGCCCCUGCGCGCCCGCCCGCUCCCUCGCGCACUGUUGUCAUGGAGGAGCCAAGAUGGCGGCCUCGGCCUACACCCUGGGCAAGCGGGAGAUCAACCACUACUUCAGCGUGAGGAGCGCCAAGGCGCUGGCGCUGGGCGCCGUCCUGCUGCUCGCCGCCUGCCACGCCGCCUCCCGCCGCUACCAAGGAGACGAUUCUUGUGAAUACCUUCUUUCCAGUGGAAGAUUUCUUGGGGAGAAGCUAUGGCAGCCUCACAGCUGUAUGAUGCAUAAAUAUAAACCAGGUGAAGCAAAAGACUGCCUUGCAGACAAACACAUAGCGUUUAUAGGUGAUUCCAGAAUCCGUCAGCUGUUUUACUCCUUUGUAAAACUGGUAAAUCCUCAAAUUAAGGAGGAGGGAAACAAGCAUGGAAACAUUCCUUUUGAAGAUAAAUCUUCAUCCCUCAAAGUGGAUUUUCUGUGGUAUCCGGAAGUCAAUGGCUCCAUGAAGCAACGGAUCAAGUCAUGGAUCGAGGGAUCCUCUCCAAAGCCUAACAUAAUUGUAGCAGGAGCUGCUACGUGGUCCAUCAAAAUUCAUAAUGGCAGCAGUGAAGCCCUCACACAGUAUAAAAUCAAUAUCACAUCAAUUGCACCUCUUCUGGAGAAACUGGCAAAAAGCAGUGAUAUCUACUGGGUGUUACAAGAUCCAGUCUAUGAAGAUAUGUUGAGUGAAAGCAGGAAAAUGAUUACUAAUGAGAAAAUAGAUGCCUACAAUGAAGCAGCAGUCAACAUUCUGAACAGCAGCUCAAAAAAUGCAAAGGCCAAAGUGAAAGUAUUCAGUGCUUCUAGGUUGAUAGCAGAAGAAACCAUAAUGCAGUCCUCAGAUGGUUUGCAUCUUCCUGAAUCAAGCAGAGAAAUGAGUGCCAUGAUUCUCAUGAACGUCUACUGCAACAAGGUUAUGAAGCCCAUCGAUGGUUCCUGUUGCCAGCCUCGACCUCCCCUCACUUUGAUACAGAAGCUGUUUUUUUGCUUUUUUGGUGCGUCUGUAAUCGGAUAUUUAAUUUUGGUCCUUAUUCGUCGCAACAAUCACCGGAAGAACAAGCCGUGCACUGAUAUGGAAAGUGGAGAAGAGAAGAAACCUGCUACGAAUACCUCAGUGGUUUCCACUCUAGAGACGCUUCUGCUGUGCUUGUGCAAGCUUGGGUUGAUUAUGGCCUACUUCUACCUGUGCGACAGAGCAAAUCUGUUCAUGAAAGAAAACAAGUCCUACACUCACUCAUCCUUCUUCAUACCAAUCAUUUACAUAUUGGUGUUAGGGGUGUUUUAUACGGAAAACACUAAAGAGACUAAAGUGUUAAAUAGGGAGCAGACAGACGAAUGGAAAGGCUGGAUGCAGCUUGUCAUUUUGAUCUAUCAUAUCUCUGGAGCAAGCACUUUUUUGCCCGUUUACAUGCACGUCCGGGUGUUGGUUGCUGCAUAUCUGUUCCAAACAGGCUAUGGACAUUUUUCAUACUUCUGGAUUAAAGGAGAUUUUGGCAUUUAUCGAGUGUGUCAGGUCUUAUUUCGACUGAACUUCCUAGUUGUGGUGUUGUGCAUCGUGAUGGAUCGGUCUUACCAAUUCUAUUAUUUUGUUCCUCUCGUCACUGUCUGGUUUAUGAUUAUAUAUGUUACAUUAGCUCUGUGGCCUCAAAUAGUCCAGAAGAAAGCCAAUGGAAAUUGCUUCUGGCAUUUUGGUUUGCUGCUGAAACUGGCUUCCUUGUUCAUUUGUAUAUAUUUUCUAUCGUUUUCUCAGGGUGCAUUUGAGAAAAUCUUUUCUCUUUGGCCAUUGUCCAAAGGUUUUGAAUUAAAUGGGAGUGUCUAUGAAUGGUGGUUUAGGUGGAAACUAGAUCGAUAUGUCGUUUUUCAUGGGAUGUUGUUUGCUUUUAUUUAUCUAACGUUUCAGAAGCGGCAGGCCCUAUCAGAAGGAAAGGGAGAGCCACUCUUUCCCAGCAAAGUUUCAAAUGUGUUGUUAUUUAUUUCAGUAGUCUCUUUUUUGACGUACUCUAUCUGGGCAAGCAGCUGUAAAAACAAAACGGAGUGCAAUGAAAUGCAUCCCUCUGUUUCAGUUGUGCAGAUUUUAGCUUUUAUCCUUAUAAGGAAUAUACCUGGCUAUGCUCGUUCUGUGUACAGUUCGUUUUUUGCCUGGUUUGGCAGAAUUUCUCUUGAGCUCUUCAUCUGCCAAUACCACAUUUGGCUAGCAGCAGAUACCAAGGGGAUCUUGGUCCUUGUCCCAGGAAAUCCCAUGCUCAACAUUAUUAUCAGCACUUUUAUAUUUGUAUGUGUGGCACAUGAAAUUUCCCAGAUCACCAAUGAUCUUGCACAAAUUGUAGUUCCAAAAGAUAAUGCAAUUCUGCUGAAAAGAUUGCUGUGCAUAGGUGGAUUUUUUUCAGGACUUCUCUUUUUAUCAGCAGUUGAAGAAAAAUCAAGGCAUUGACUUCCAU
This is a messenger RNA of Euleptes europaea (tarantolino), 2472 nucleotides long. It is a transcript of the gene CASD1, whose product is annotated as CAS1 domain containing 1. Gene Ontology annotation, molecular function: N-acetylneuraminate 9-O-acetyltransferase activity. NCBI's taxonomy places the organism in Eukaryota, Metazoa, Chordata, Lepidosauria, Squamata, Sphaerodactylidae. The transcript has 18 exons. Bases 69 to 2465 code for a protein of 798 amino acids. The record is from RefSeq and is a predicted model, not a curated record. Gene Ontology annotation, cellular component: Golgi membrane.